Molecule: messenger RNA, 1751 nt
Organism: Agrilus planipennis (emerald ash borer)
Lineage: Eukaryota; Metazoa; Arthropoda; Insecta; Coleoptera; Buprestidae
Gene: Cad
Product: homeotic protein caudal-like
Exons: 3
Coding region: 339-1166 (275 amino acids)
Biological process (GO): anterior/posterior axis specification; regulation of transcription by RNA polymerase II; embryo development
Cellular component (GO): nucleus
Molecular function (GO): DNA-binding transcription factor activity, RNA polymerase II-specific; RNA polymerase II transcription regulatory region sequence-specific DNA binding
Source: RefSeq, a predicted model, not a curated record
CAAAAUCCCAGAUAUCGCGUAGCUUUGUCGGAGGAGCUUUUAGUUCCGCAAUGAACUUAGCGCAGGAUUAGAGUAGAUGUGCGGAUAAAAAAAAGUUCAGUGCGUAUAUUGCUUUUUAAUCGGCAUUGGUGACAUCUUAAGUGCUUUUUGGACGUUUACUAAUCGGUUUGACUGUGAUUUUAACGCAAUAAUUUACCCGUUGAAUAGUUUAAGAAACUUUUCCAUUUUUUGUAACUACUGACUGUCAUUGUAUGAUGUAACGAAGUGAUUAUCUUGAAGACCUACAAAAAACUAUUUUUUGUUGUUGUGGGAAGAAUUUUUUUAUUUGGUGGUGUAUUAUGGUUUCCUAUUUUAAUCCUACCGCAAUGUUUCGCCACCAGCAAGCAUUAGCUGCUCAAAAUGCGCAAUUUCAUCACGGUAGUUCCCCAAUGCCGACGUGGUACGCUGGUGGUUAUCACCACCAAGGUGGUCCUCCCCAACAUCCUGGAGGUGCCCCUACACCAUCUUAUUGUAUGCAGGAUGAGCAGCAGAUGUGGCAUCAUCCAACACCUCAUCACAGCAUAUUUCAACAGGAAUAUUCAGAAGUCAUACACUCUGGGAUGCCGUCGCUCCAUCAUCAACAGGUUUUAGAUCCGGAAUCCCAAUUACCGUCCCCACCUAUAACCGUUUCCGGUAGUGAUAUGUCCAGUCCUGGUGCCGGAAACGGUAAUGGAAAUGUGUCGCCCCCAAGUUCGAGACCUCCUCCAGCACGAAGUCCAUAUGAAUGGAUUAAGAAACCAUCCUACCAGAGUCAACCAAAUCCAGGCAAAACAAGAACGAAAGACAAGUAUCGUGUCGUCUACACGGACCAUCAAAGGUUGGAAUUAGAAAAAGAAUUUACGUUCAAUAAUAAAUACAUAACAAUUCGUCGGAAAUCGGAAUUGGCAGCUGCGUUAGGUUUGUCGGAACGUCAAGUGAAGAUUUGGUUCCAAAAUCGAAGAGCAAAGGAGCGCAAACAAGUGAAAAAACGCAUGGAAGAAGCAAGACAGAAGGAUACAAUGGAUCCUUUACAUCUAGAUCAAGACGCCAUAAACCAAAUUCAACAUCAACAUCAUGCGCGACCGUUUAAGACGGAGAUAGUGCACGAUGUUCUUCCUUCACCUGUACCUGCCGUCCACUUGGUGUGAGAUUACGAUUGAUAUAGUUCUAUUGUUAAGAAAAGAUAAACGAACCCACGGUCUAGUCUCAAUUUCUAAUAGGGAGAUCUCAAUAGCACAAAUGUGAAUGUUCUUAAAAUCAGUGUGAAACUUACUUGUGGUUUGCCCUACACACAAAAGUGCAGUGAUAUCCAUCCAUCCGAUUACACGUGUUUUAUUGAACAUUAAAUUAUUUUUAGUUUUUAUAUGUACAAGUUAUUAAAGGAAAACUCUGGUGCUUAUGUUGAGUACAUUAUACACUUAAAUGUAUAUGAUAUAAUGACAAACUUUUGUCCUAAAAGUGCAAUUUCUAGUGCAAUCUCGCUUGUAAAGAUUAAGGUUAUUUUUUAUUGUUUAAGAUAAUUUUCUUCUGAAGAAUAGGACGAGAUAUUCCCGUCUUAUACGAGAAGUGUUCAUCCCGCCUUAUCAUUGAACAUUUUAUUAUUUAUAAGAUCGAUAAGUUCUUCAUUAUUAUCUUUUCUUGUGUUGUGAUACUUUAAAAUAGUUGAUUCUCUAGUUUUAAGAUAUAAAAUGUACAAAUACACGAAUAAACAAUUAUUAAGUCGUUUAACGAGA